Messenger RNA from Oncorhynchus nerka (sockeye salmon), 4230 nucleotides. RefSeq names its product charged multivesicular body protein 7 (gene chmp7). The record is from RefSeq and is a predicted model, not a curated record. NCBI's taxonomy places the organism in Eukaryota, Metazoa, Chordata, Actinopteri, Salmoniformes, Salmonidae. The transcript has 11 exons. Gene Ontology annotation, biological process: late endosome to vacuole transport via multivesicular body sorting pathway; vesicle budding from membrane. Gene Ontology annotation, cellular component: ESCRT III complex; multivesicular body. Bases 107 to 1501 code for a protein of 464 amino acids.
GGAUGCCAACCGCCGUUAAACCUCAUUGACGAAGAAGAAGAAGAAGAAGCAGCAGCAGAAGAAGAAGCUAACUUCAAAACAAUACGUUGUGGAGCACACAGUCAAAAUGGUUCCAUCAAAUCUUGGGGAAGAAAUGUCUACUGAAGUAGCGUUACCACCUGAGUGGGAGGACGAUGAACGGAUGAAUUUCCUGUUCUCUGACUUUAAAGAAAACCGAGAUGUCAGCACAACAGAUUGGGACAGUAAAAUGGAUUUCUGGACAUCACUCAUUCUUAAAAUCUGCAGGAGUCGCGGAACCGUCUGUGUUAAUUUGCAGGAGCUGAACAAGAUUUUUCAGAGAAAAGGAAUUAUGCCUUUGGGUUUGGCUACUGUCAUUCAGUGCAUGGCCAGGUGUGGCAAGAUACAAAGGGAGUCAGAGUUUGCCACAAAUGUAGACUGUGGGUGGGUGUCUUGGGGUGUUGGCCUGUUGUUGGUGAAGCCUUUAAAAUGGACCUUUUCAACUCUUAUUGGUAGCAGUGGGGUUACUUUGAAGGAGUUGUUUGUUGUCAUCGAACUGGUAAAGGAGAAGGCAGCAGAAUUGCUUGGUGUCUACCGGAGUUCCCCAGUGGCCAACCACUCUCUCCUGUCCUUCCAGGAGCUCCGUACACUGUCGUCCCAUGUCUGUGUUGACGAGAGUACCUUGUGUAUGGCUCUGCUACAGCUGCAGAGGGAGAAGCAGGUGACAGUAUCACUGCAUGGAGGUGAGAAGAUUGUGAAGUUUUCUCAGCCAGGACAGAAUCAUGUGUCUCCUGUCAGUGAUGUAGACCUAGGCAUCUACCAGCUCCAGCGCAGUGAGAGACUGCUUGAAGAGAGGGUGGAGGUAUUGGGACUAGAGGCAGAGAAGUACAAAGAAGAAGCUAGGGUGUUGCUGCGGGAAGGGAAGAAAUCUCAGGCUCUAAGGUGUUUGAGAAGCCGAAAGAGAGUCGAGAAGAAAGCAGAUCACUUAUAUGCCCAGCUGGAAAAUGUGAAGGGAAUCCUAGACAAGAUAGCAAACUCACAGACUGACAAACUAGUGAUACAGGCGUAUCAGGCUGGAGUGUCAGCCCUGCGACUCUCUUUGAAGGAUGUGACAGUAGAAGGAGCUGAGAGCCUUGUGGAUCAAAUCCAAGAGUUGUGUGACACUCAGGAUGAAGUGAACCAAAUUCUGGCUGGUGGAGCACUCAACUCAACGGAUGCAGACACAGACGGGCUGGAGGAUGAGCUAAGAUUUUUAUUGGAGAACUCUAGUCUGGAUGAGCCUUCUACGCUACCUGAAGUACCGUCACACCCUCUUUCACCUGUCAGGGAAUCUGGUUCCCUUUGUGAUGAUCUGCUGAGCGCUUUGCCCUCAGUCCCUCAAAACCACUUCAAUAUAACAGGUGAUGAACUGGACAAAGCGCGUAGUUGCAUAACGCUUGCAGAUACAGGUCUUCAACAAAAAUAUCGUACCUCUCCAGUGAAGAGGGCUGAGCCUGCACAGUGACGACAGUAAUAAAAUAAGUCAACUGCAUUAACGAUCCCUGACCCUCAAAAUGUGUCUGGGCAUGGUGAUCAAAAAUAAUUGCAUGAUAUGUCUUUUGUAACAUAGGUCUGUGAUCACUUUUUUUUAAAGGGGGUAGAUCAGCUUUAAUAUUGCAACGUAAUUGUCAGCAUCCCUUCCAAUCCGCCAUAUAUUUUUUUGUGUUUUUGAAAGCAAAAAAUAAAUAACUGUCCCUAUAAAAUAACAUCAAAUUGAUCAGAAAUAUAGUGUAGACAUUGUUAAUGGUCUAAAUGACUAUUGAAGCUGGAAACGGCAGAUUUCUUCUUUUUUUAAAUGGAAUAUCUAGAGCCCAUUAUCAGCAACCAUCACUCCUGUGUUCCAAUGGCACGUUGCGUUAGCUAAUCCAAGUUUAUCAUUUUAAAAGGAUAAUUGAUCAUUAGAAAACCCUUUUGCAAUUGUUAGCACAGCUGAAAAAUCUGCUGUUUCCAGCUACAAUAGUCAUUUACAACAUUAACAAUGUCUACACUGUAUUUCUGAUCAAUUUAGUUAUUUUAAUGGACAAAGUCAUUUUCUUUCAAAAACAAGGACAUUUCUAAGUGACCCCAAACUGUGUGUGUAUAUGUAGAUAGAGAUAGAGAUAUAUAUAUAUAUAUAUCUUCUAAAAAAUAUUUUCCUUUAUUGCUUUCUAACCCUAUCACCCCUCCCCUAAAUUGAAUAAACUAGUGAACAACAACGCUUAGGCUUCUACUUCCAGCUUAUACAUUUUAUGGACACAGUCUAUUUUACAAGAGUUAUACAGUGGGGCAAAAAAGUAUUUAGUCAGCCACCAAUUGUGCAAGUUCUCCAAGUUAAAAAUAUGAGGCCUGUAAUUUACAUCAUAGGUACACUUCAACUAUGACAGACAAAAUGAGAAAAGAAAAUCCAGAAAAUCACAUUGUAGGAUUUUUAAUGAAUUUAUUUGCAAAUUAUGGUGGAAAAUAAGUAUUUGGUCAAUAACAAAAGUUUAUCUUAAUACUUUGUUAUAUACCCUUUGUUGGCAAAGACAAAGGUCAAACGUUUUCUGUAAGUCUUCACAAGGUUUUCACACACUGUUGCUGGUAUUUUGGCCCAUUCCUCCAUGCAGAUCUCCUCUAGAGCAGUGAUGUUUUGGGGCUGCUGCUGGGCAACACCGACUUUCAACUCCCUCCAAAGAUUUCCUAUGGGGUUGAGAUCUGGAGACUGGCUAGGCCACUCCAGGACCUUGAAAUGCUUCUUACGAAGCCACUCCUUCGUUGCCCGGGCGGUGUGUUUGGGAUCAUUGUCAUGCUGAAAGACCCAGCCACGUUUCAUCUUCAAUGCCAUUGCUGAUGGAAGGAGGUUUUCACUCAUCUCACGAUACAUGGCCCCAUUCAUUCUUUCCUUUACAUGGAUCAGUCAUUCUGGUCCCUUUGCAGAAAAACAGCCCCAAAGCAUGAUGUUUCCACCCCCAUGCUUUACAGUAGGUAUGGUGUUCUUUGGAUGCAACUCAGCAUUCUUUGUCCUCCAAACACAACGAGUUGAGUUUUUACCAAAGUUAUAUUUUGGUUUCAUCUGACCAUAUGACAUUCGCCCAAUCUUCUUCUGGAUCAUCCAAAUGCUUUAGCAAACUUCAGACGGGCCUGGACAUGUACUUUCUUAAGCAGGGGGACACGUCUGGCACUGCAGGAUUUGAGUCCCUGGCGGCGUAGUGUGUUACUGAUGGUAGGCUUUGUUACUUUGGUCCCAGCUCUCUGCAGGUCAUUCACUAGGUCCCCCCGUGUGGUUCUGGGAUUUUUGCUCACCGUUCUUGUGAUCAUUUUGACCCCGCGGGGUGAGAUCUUGUGUGGAGUCCCAGAUCGAGGGAGAUUAUCAGUGGUCUUGUAUGUCUUCCAUUUCCUAAUAAUUGCUCCCACAGUUGAUUUCUUCAAACCAAGCUGCUUACCUAUUGCAGAUUCAGUCUUCCCAGCCUGGUGCAGGUCUACAAUUUUGUUUCUGGUGUCCUUUGACAGCUCUUUGGUCUUGGCCAUAGUGGAGUUUGGAGUGUGACUGUUUGAGGUUGUGGACAGGUGUCUUUUAUACUGAUAACAAGUUCAAACAGGUGCCAUUAAUACAGGUAACAAGUGGAGGACAGAUGAGCCUCUUAAAGAAGAAGUUACAUGUCUGUGAGAGCCAGAAAUCUUGCUUGUUUGUAGGUGACCAAAUACAUAUUUUCCACCAUAAUUUGCAAAUAAAUUCAUUAAAAAUCCUACAAUGUGAUUUCCCUGGAUUUUCUUUUCUCAUUUUGUCUGUGUGUACCUAUGAUGAAAAUUACAGGCCUCUCUCAUCUUUUUAAGUGGGAGAACUUGCACAAUUGGUGGCUGACUAAAUACUUUUUUGCCCCACUGUAUGUAUGUGUGUGUAUAUAUAUAUAUAUAUAUAUAUAUAUUUUUUUUUACUCAUGGCUUUCCUCAACCUAACCCAUCUAUUUCUGAUGUCCAUCCGGUUUGAUUUCUACUUGCCAUGUCUUUCAAACUGUGCUCUUUCACAAAAGUUCUGAACCUAUGUACGUCUUACGGACAAAGUAUGUUUUUCAUUAGUUAUCUCCAUUCAACCCCUCCCAUCUAUCUCUUAAUUAACACCACCACAUUGGAUUUCUAUUUGCCAUGCAUUUUUCAACUGAACUGUUUCACAAAAGUUCAGAACCUUUUAAACUCAUUGUUUCUACAGAUUGAAAAUAAACAUUUUUGCUAAAAAUA